Molecule: messenger RNA, 441 nt
Organism: Dioscorea cayenensis subsp. rotundata (Guinea yam)
Lineage: Eukaryota; Viridiplantae; Streptophyta; Magnoliopsida; Dioscoreales; Dioscoreaceae
Exons: 2
Coding region: 1-441 (146 amino acids)
Source: RefSeq, a predicted model, not a curated record
AUGAAGAAAUUCUUUAGGUCUCAGAAUUUAUGGAAAAUCAUUGAAGAGGGUGUAGUCAAAGAAGAUACAGAAGCAAAGGAAGAAGGUGUAGAAGCAAAGAUUAGAGGCAUGGGUUAUGAUUUGACAGAUGAGGAAGUAGUGUCAAAGGUAAUGAGAAGCUUGUCUUCAAGGUUUGUUCAUGUUGUAACUUCAGUAGAAGAAGCCAAAGAUAUUUCUAAAUUAUCUUUAGAUGAAUUGAGUGGCUCUUUGCAAGCACAUGAGGCUAGAUUUAAUCAAUUUUCUGAUAGACAUGAAGAUAGAGCAUUUGUAAUGAGAGGAGAUCCAAGUGGUGAUAGGAAUUUUAUGAGAGGAAGAAGAAAAAUUUAUAGAGGAAGAGGAAGAGAAAAUGACAGUCCAGGAGAUGUUGGUUAUGGUAGUCAGAGAUCAGGUGAUCAUAGAUAA